AUGGCAAGAGCACUCAGAUUUCAGGCCUCUGUUCCCUUAAAGUUUUGGGGUGAAUGUGUUACUACAGCUGUCUAUAUACUGAAUAGGCUUCCUUCCAAAGUGAUUGACUACAAGUACCCUUUUGAGAUGCUUUAUUUGCAUUCUCCUUCUUUGUAUCACUUGAGAAUUUUUGGAUGCCUAUGUUAUGCUGCCACUCCCAGAAUAACAGACAAAUUCUCCCCUAAAGCUGUUCCUGCUGUACUCAUGGAGUAUUUUUCAACACAAAAGGGCUACCUUCUAUAUGAACUACACUCCAAAACAUUUCUGGUAAGCAGAAAUGUCAUAUUCAAGGAAGAUGUCUUUCCCUUCAAACAUGUGAAGUCAUAUGGCAAUCCUGUAUUCCCUAUGUUGGAUCUGCUCUCUCCAAUUGUUCAUGAAAACUCUACAGCAGAUACUGCAGCACCAGCUUCUUGCUCAUCACCUUCCUUGCUUUCAGAAGUCAAUCAUCUCUCAGAUGUUGACCUGCCUCAAAAUUCUGAUCUGGAGGAGAAUAUUCAUGUUUUUGAGCAAAAUGUUGCUCUUGAGCAAACUGCUGGUCUUGAUGCUCCUUCAUCUCCUCCUGCAAUUAUUGCUCCUGAUGAUGUUAGUGCUGAACCCUUUCAGGGCUGUAGAAGGUCCUCUAGGCCAAGCAAGCCUCCUAUUUGGCUACAGGACUUUGUCACUCAAGCUAAAGGCUCUAAAUGCACCUUUCCUAUCUCUGCACAUGUUGAUUACAACAAUCUCUCCCUCUCAUACAAGCAGGCAGUCUCAGCCUAUUCAGCAGUCACAGAACCAUCUAAUUUCAAGGAGGCUGCUUCUGACCCCAAGUGGAUAGAAGCUAUGAAGCUUGAGUUACAAGCUCUAGAAGCAAAUAACACCUAG
Messenger RNA from Nicotiana attenuata, 900 nucleotides. RefSeq lists its product as uncharacterized. Lineage: Eukaryota; Viridiplantae; Streptophyta; Magnoliopsida; Solanales; Solanaceae. The record is from RefSeq and is a predicted model, not a curated record. Bases 1 to 900 code for a protein of 299 amino acids. The transcript has a single exon.